GCAGUGGCAAGGCUGGGCGCCACCAUGAACAAGGUGUCUGUCGUCAAGGAAGGCUGGCUCCACAAGAGAGGUGAAUACAUCAAGACCUGGAGGCCACGCUACUUCCUGCUAAAGAGUGAUGGGUCGUUCAUUGGCUACAAAGAGAGGCCAGAGGUCCCUGACCAGAGUUUGCCCCCUUUAAAUAACUUCUCUGUAGCAGAAUGCCAGCUCAUGAAAACAGAACGCCCUCGGCCCAACACCUUCGUCUUCCGGUGCCUACAGUGGACAAUGGUUAUUGAAAGGACCUUUCACGUGGACUCUCCAGAUGAGAGGGAGGAGUGGAUGAGGGCCAUCCAGAUGGUGGCCAACAGCCUGAAGAAUCAGGAGCCUGGGGAGCACUCGAUGGACUACAAGUGCGGCUCCCCAAGCGACUCCUCAGCAAUCCGGACCAAGACGACCAUGAAUGACUUCGACUAUCUCAAGCUUCUGGGCAAAGGCACCUUCGGCAAAGUCAUCCUGGUUCGGGAGAAGGCCACUAGGCUCUACUACGCCAUGAAGAUCCUGCAGAAGGAGGUCAUCAUUGCCAAGGAUGAAGUGGUCCACACAGUCACCGAGAGUCGUUUGCAGAAUACCAGACACCCAUUUCUCACAGCACUCAAGUACGCCUUUCAGACAAACGACUGCCUGUGCUUUGUGAUGGAAUUCGCCAAUGGCUGGGACCUGUUUUUCCACCUGUCAAGAGAGAGCGUCUUCACAGAGGACAGGGCGAGGUUCUAUGGGGCCGAGAUCCUGUUGGCCUUGGAGUACCUGCACUCCCGGGAUGUGGUCUACCGCGACAUCAAGCUGGAAAACCUCAUGCUGGACAAAGAUGGGCACAUCAAGAUCACUCACUUUGGCCUCUGCAAGGAAGGCAUCACGGAUGGGGCCACCAUGAAGACCUUCUGCGGCACCCCGGAGUACCUGGCCCCGGAGGACCACUAGUGCCUCUUUGAGCUGAUCCUCAUGGAGGAGAUCCGGUUUCCUUGCACGCUGAGCCCCGAGGCCAAAUCUCUGCUGUCUGGGCUCCUGAAGAAGGACCCCAAACAGAGGCUGGGCGGGGGUCCCCGGGAUGCCAAGGAGGUCAUGGAGCACCGCUUCUUCUCGGCCAUCAACUGGCAGGACGUCUUGCAGAAAAAGCUCCCGCCCCCGUUUAAGCCCCAGGUCACGUCAGAGAUUGACACAUGGUACUUUGAUGAUGAGUUCACAGCGCAGUCCAUCACCAUUACCCCCCAGACCGAUAUGAUAGCAUGGGCUCUCUGGAGCCAGACCAGCGCACCCACUUCCCACAGUUCUCUUACUCGGCCAGCAUCUGGGAGUGACUUGACCUGGAGUGGAGCCCAAGCAGGAUGGACGGGCGGCUGCCUCAGCCACGGGCCACCCCCGUUCUGGGUCACUCUGCCUCCGGUCCCAUUCCCCUCACCCACACAUGCUUUUCUUCUCCUCCCCAAACUCGCCUCUGAAGGAUCUGGCCCUUCCUUCAUCCUCCCUGCCUGGCAGUCACUUGCUGGCCUUCGCCUGACCGCGAACCUGUGGCCCUGGAGGGCACUGGCAGGGAGAGGGCAGAGGAGGACCCGGGGUGCUUAGGACCCAGUGAAACCUAGCUCGCUUCUGGCCACGCGGCCCGGGCACCUCCUCCCCAC
Molecule: messenger RNA, 1658 nt
Organism: Dromiciops gliroides (monito del monte)
Lineage: Eukaryota; Metazoa; Chordata; Mammalia; Microbiotheria; Microbiotheriidae
Product: RAC-beta serine/threonine-protein kinase-like
Biological process (GO): protein phosphorylation
Molecular function (GO): protein serine/threonine kinase activity; ATP binding
Source: RefSeq, a predicted model, not a curated record